Triplophysa dalaica is the source of this 1264-nucleotide messenger RNA. It is a transcript of the gene airim, whose product is annotated as c19h1orf109 homolog (H. sapiens). The transcript is spliced from 4 exons. NCBI's taxonomy places the organism in Eukaryota, Metazoa, Chordata, Actinopteri, Cypriniformes, Nemacheilidae. Bases 262 to 876 code for a protein of 204 amino acids. The record is from RefSeq and is a predicted model, not a curated record. Gene Ontology annotation, cellular component: cytoplasm; nucleus.
AAGCCGAUUGGCGGAUGGUUGCACUGUCGGUGUGUUACAGUCACAUCGUGCUUGUCUCUGUUAUCAUCACAUGUGUGCAUAUAUGAUGAAACCGAUAGAGUUUAUGUACGCUUAUGUUUUGUAAAAUAGAUAAACUUGUAAAAAAUGAUACCGCGUGUGCAAUGUUAAUGUUAUUUUGUGUAUACCUUUAAUAAACGUAUCGCACCAAGGCGCUUUACUAAAGCCUGCUUCUGUAAUGCUGUAGUUAAAUUCACAGGAAACAUGUCUACCGUUUUAGCGUCGUUUCACGAACAGCUUCACAAAUGCUUUGAGAUUUUAAAAGUGAAUAAAAGUAUUUGGGAAGGGGUGUUAGUUGAAUGUACUUCUAUGAUGAGCUCUCUCGGGAACCUCGCCACGCAGAUAAAGGCGUUGAAAAACGUGCAGCUUGCAAACACACCUCUGGCCCAUUUCCCUUGUUUACAAGAACGACUUCAUUAUAAACUCUCACUGGCUGUGGAUACAGUUCUGAGAAAGUUAGAUGAGAAAAUGGAUGCUCUUCAGACAGCGAGGAACACCAUCAGUCAACAUGUGUCUGCUGCUUUCCAGUUCUAUGAGAAAAACACACUUGACAUUGUUUGUUGUGUCGCCAGAUCAGCCACGUGUCCCUCCAUCGCAGACAUGUUAGAGUGGCUUCAAGAUGCAGAUCGUCAUUACCGCCUCCAAUUACUGCAGAGAAGAAACUUUCUGCAGAUGCUGACACCCAAUGAUCUUACGUUAAUGGAAACCGCACCAAAGAGAUGGGACUCUUUGCGUUUACCCAGUAGAGAGGAGAGAAUUGGGGAUGCACUGUGUCAAGUAUCCUUCUUAAUGGAAGUGUCUUCCAAAGCUCAGCUUUGAGAUGAUCGGUAGGCUAUCGGCAACAUCUUGUGUAUGAUGUUGUUGUUAGGACCACUGGAGACCUAAAGAGAGACAUUUCAUUACCUGGAUGUACCUGGACAAUGACAAGGACUGUAUAUCAGAUACAAUGUCAGGCACACUGAGAAUUGGUUUUAUGUAAAAUAAUGAAUUAAAAAAAUAUAUUGUAUGAAUCCACGAAAACCACAGUCAGUCUUUUAUUGCUCUGAAAAAUAUAAAAUUUUCUUGUUUUUACUCAAAGAGAUUUUCAUAUGUCCACUUGAUUGGGCUGUAUACGUUUAAGAGAUACUGUGACUGUCCACUGUAGUGACCAGUAUGUGCAAGGGUUUGAGAGUGCGUGUUUAUUCAACGCACACAAAUAAAAUAAGAU